AUGUCGCCCGUCGAGCCAGUCCCAUCUCUUCCACCGUCCACUCUUCAGCAGCAUAUCGAGAAUACGGCAGCUUCAUCAUCACCCUCUGUUUGGGAUCGUAUCUCGACAUGGGCAUCAGAAAACAAGGCCCUAGUUUAUACAAUUGCUGGUGUGGCAGUCGUGGUGACCAGUGCUGGUGUAGUGUACUAUCUCUCUGACUCUGGCCGACCAACCCAGGUUUCCGGCCAAUCGGGAGAGAAGCGCAAGAGUAAAAAGGAGCGACGAAAGGAGAAAAAGGCUGAACAGGAGAAAAAGGCUGCUGCGUCGGACAAGUCUGACACGAAGGCGACGACAGAGCAGGCCCCAGAAGAGCUUCCAGAGGUCGAUGAAUCGAACGUCGACAGCCUACCUGCCCAGACUAGAGAACGCUACGCUGGAAUCCUCAAAGCCGCGGGAAACAAAGCGUUCGGAUCAAAGGACUACAACAGGGCAAUCGAGCUAUAUGGCAAGGCUAUCCUCUGCAAGCCUGACCCUGUCUAUUAUUCUAACCGUGCCGCCUGUUACAAUGCCCUCGGCGAAUGGGAGAAGGUGGUAGAGGACACGACAGCAGCUUUGGCCAUGGAUGAUGAAUACAUCAAGGCAAUGAACAGACGAGCAAACGCAUACGAUAAACUUGGAAAGUAUAGCGAGGCCUUGCUCGAUUACACUGCUAGCUGCAUCCUCGAUGGAUUCGCCAGCGACACUGGCAAGGCUGCUGUAGAAAGGUUGCUCAAGCAAGUAGCAGAGGAGAAAGGCCGGGCUAUCCUGGAGGGCAAAGGUAAGAAAUUGCCCAGCGCCACUUUCGUCUCAAACUAUCUCCAGAGCUUCCGACCGAAACCAAUCCCGGAGGAGCUCGAUGAGUCGGUUGAACUGAAGGAAGAUAGCGGCCUGGGGCAGCUCCGAAAGGGAUUGCUAGCAGUUGCCAAGUCAACCGGAGAUGGAUACGAUGAGUCUGCCAGAUCGUUCGAAAAGGCGUUGGAGCUAGGAGACCUUGGCAAAUUCGAGGCUCUGGCGCUGAAUAUGCGUGCCACCUUCACCUACCUAGCUGGUGAAGCAGCUGCAGCACUGGCUGACCUAAACAAGAGUAUCGAGCUUGAUCCAUCACUCGUCCAGAGCUACAUCAAGCGUAACCGGGAAUCAGCACAGGACGACUUUGACCUAGCUGUGACCCAGAACAAGGAUGACCCGGAUAUUUACUACCACCGCGCACAACUGCAUUUUAUCCUCGGCGAGCUUGGAGAAGCUGCUAAAGAUUACCAGAAAUCCAUCGAUCUUGACCGAGACUUUAUCUACUCCCACAUCCAACUCGGCGUAACGCAAUACAAGUUGGGCUCUGUUGCAUCGGCUAUGGCUACAUUCAAACGGACUCUUAAGAACUUUGAGAACGUAGCCGAGGUGUACAACUACUACGGUGAGCUUCUGCUCGACAUGCAGAAGUUUUCCGAGGCCAUUGAGAAAUUUGACAGAGCUGUUGAGUUAGAGAAAUCUAACAAACCCUGGAGCAUCAACGUUCUCCCCCUCAUCAACAAAGCCCUUGCUAUCUUUCAAUGGAAGCAGGACUUCCAAGAGGCCGAGAACCUCUGCCAAAAGGCUCUCAUCAUUGAUCCCGACUGUGAUAUUGCCAUCGCCACCCUUGCGCAGCUCCUGCUCCAACAAGGAAAAGUCUCGCAAGCGCUAAAGUACUUUGAACGAGCUGCAGAAUUAGCCCGAACAGAAGCCGAGGUGAUCAACGCCGUCUCGUACGCCGAAGCUACUCGCGCCCAGCUUGAGGUACAGGAGAAGUAUCCCAAGCUUGCCGCCAGGCUAGCACAGAUGGGCGGUGCAGCUGGACUCGGCGCUCCCGGUGCUUUCUAA
This is a messenger RNA of Microsporum canis CBS 113480, 1872 nucleotides long. Its product is annotated as s import receptor. Gene Ontology annotation, biological process: intracellular protein transport. The coding region runs from base 1 to 1872 and encodes 623 amino acids. Lineage: Eukaryota; Fungi; Ascomycota; Eurotiomycetes; Onygenales; Arthrodermataceae. The transcript has 5 exons. The record is from RefSeq and is a predicted model, not a curated record. Gene Ontology annotation, molecular function: protein binding; protein-transporting ATPase activity. Gene Ontology annotation, cellular component: mitochondrial outer membrane.